Messenger RNA from Notechis scutatus (mainland tiger snake), 4221 nucleotides. The record is from RefSeq and is a predicted model, not a curated record. Lineage: Eukaryota; Metazoa; Chordata; Lepidosauria; Squamata; Elapidae.
GCGCUGACGAGGAAGGAGGAGGAGGCUCGCGCGUAAAAGAGAGUGGCUCGCCGCGCCCCUUUCCUCCUCAGUUGCCACCAGCCAUUGCCGGGGUGGCUUCCUGCUUACUCGCCUCUCCUCCUUUCCGUUGCUGCCUUUGCAGAACCUUUCCGAGGGCGCAGUUUUCGAGGCGGCGGCAGCAGCAGGAUUCUUUUUCCUCACGCACAUACAGAGCUACAGACCCUUCCCUCCCCACCUCGCUUCGGUCGCCAUGAAUCCCAGCUGUGCCCGCUGCGGCAAAAUCGUCUACCCAACCGAGAAGGUGAACUGCCUUGACAAGUACUGGCAUAAAGCAUGUUUUCAUUGCGAAGUCUGCAAGAUGACUCUCAACAUGAAAAACUACAAGGGCUAUGGGAAGAAGCCAUACUGCAAUGCACAUUAUCCAAAGCAGUCCUUCACAAUGGUGGCUGACACUCCAGAGAACCUGCGCCUUAAGCAGCAGAGUGAACUUCAAAGUCAAGUGCCAGCACUAGAUAGCCCGGUGGUGGCUUUGGUGGCUUUCUCCUCAAAUCCAGCGGAUCCAGAAGAGGCCUUAAAAGCAGAAGAUAAGAGGAUUGAACAAUCUCUUCAGGGAACCUAUCAGGCAGCUACGUGGGCAGUCAAAGCUUCAUCUGCUGCAUCCUUUUUACUAGAGCCUCCUUACGUUGGCUCAGGCAGCUGCUAUUCCAGAGCUGACACAGAGGUUCAGCCAACCAGUAGGGGACAUGUUUGCUUCUCCAAGCAAUUCCAGGCUGCCCAGAUUCUUCACCAGGUUCCUGACCCCAGGUGCGGAAGGGACCAACGCUGUCAGGAGCAGAUGUCCUCAGGGCCUUCUGUAUGCCUUUUCUCCUCUUCCGCUGCUGCCAGCGGUAAUCUGAAAAAUCCUGGAGGAGGGGGUGGAGUCAUACUUCUCACUCCUUAUUGGCCCCAACGUCUCUGGUUCUGGGACCUGGUGAAUCUAUCCAUCACCAACCCGUGGAGGAUCCCUCCAGACAAGAUAUCAUUACAUCAGGGGGCCCUAGUUCAUCCAGAGCCUCAGUGGUUACAACUGACCGCAUGGUGCUUGAGCAGGGCUCUCUGAGAGAGCACAAUAUCUCAGAGAGGGUAAUUCAUAUGAUCCAAGUGGCCAGGAAACCUCUACUGAUAUAUUCAUGAUGCCACCUGGAAGACCUUUUGUCAGUGGUGUGGCAGGGCUGGCCUUCACCCUAUGGAUGCUUCUAUAUUAGAUUUCCUUCAAGAUGGCCUGGACAGGGGGCUCUCAGCCAAUACCCUUCAUAGGCAAGUGGUGGCCCUCUCUUCUCUGCUUCACAUUCACGGGAAGAGGUUCUUGUCCCUCAAUCACACUAUUCGUAGGUUCCUGAAAGGAGCGUCCAAUAUUAGGCCUCCAGUGGUCCAUAGGUUCCCAACUUGGGAACCUCCCUAAGGUGCUCAAGGCUUUGACACAGGCUCCCUUUGAACCUCUUAGAUCCAUUAGUCUACAUAUGUUGAUCAUUAAGGUAGCUUUCUUAGUGACGAUCACUUCAGCCAGGAGAAUUUCUGAAAUGGCAGCUGUCUGUUAGGGAAGAUCUCUGUUAUCUUCCUCCUGGAUAGAGUUAUGCUUAGAUUAGAUCCCAUUUUUGUGCCCAAGAUCAAUUCCUGGUUUCAUAGAGCUCAGGAGCUUAUCUUGCCAAAUUUCUGCCCUAAUCCUUCUCACACCUUGGAACGGGCAUGGCAUACUUUGGAUGUUCGCAGAGCAUUGAAGAUCUAUAUUUGUAGAACAGCAGUUCUUCGUAGAGGCACUUUUUGUGUCAUUUCAACUGGCCACCUUGAGUGGCAAAGUCACGCCAUCGACAGUGGGCAGAUAGAUCUGUUCCUGCACCUCCAGAGAUUAUGAAAGUAGGUCUCUUCCGAUUCCUUGAGGUGUGACUGCGCAUUCUACAUGGAGUGCGGCUACAGCGGCGGAAGGGCCACACAGGCGCCUAUCAAAGAAAUCUGCAGGGCUGCUACGUGGUCUUCGCACUCUCCAUUCAUCAGACAUUAUUGAUUGGACACCUUCGCAUCGGCUGAUGCAGUGUUUGGCAGAAGGGUUCUGCAAAGUGUUCAUGGACAGCAGCAUGAGCAGGACCAGACUUGAGCCCUCCCAUGGACAGUUCAGCUUUGGUAUGUCCCGCUCACUGGACUCUCGUAGCCACAGAAAGGAGAAUGAACAUUGGUCUUACCUGAAUAUUCUUUCUCUUUCGAUGGUGAGAGUCCAGGUCCACCCUUUAUAUGACUGGUCAAGGGCGUGGGUUGGGGGGAGCGAUGAUAUGUGUUUUUUCUCGUUGAAUCUACAGAGACACGUCCAGUCUGUCAAGUUCUUCGCCGAAAGCUGGGGCAUGGCCAACGGCGCAGGUGGAGCUUAAUCAUUUAGGUAGACUCAGUCCAAUCAGCAAGGACAGGAGUCAUCCCCACUCACUGGACUCUCUCACCACAGAAAGAAAAAGAACAUUCAGGUAAGACCAAUGUUCAAUUGAUCAAUUAUUUCUCUCUAGUUCUUUCUCCUUUAAACCUGCCUUAUAAUCAUAUUUGAUAUUCCAUAUUAUGUUUAUUUUGUUUCAAGAUUGGAUUUCAUGCCCCACAAGCCUGUUUGCUAAUUUGAUUUAACCCUGGAAGAGGACUGAGUACAUGCUUUUGAUCAUUGUUUGCAAUCUCAUGGAAAUAUUUUUAAUUUUCAUGUUUUUAUAAGUGCUCUGCUCUUAACAUGUUAAACUUCAUACAGAUCUGCUUUUAGGAAAAAGACUGAACUUAAGUUCCUCUAGCUGAGUAUCCUCACUGCAGAUCCAGGGUGUGAGUAUUAUGACAAGCCACCAUGUUCUGGAGAUGCUUUUAUUACAGAAGCGAUUAUAUAUAUGUGCCAUAAAAUAAGUUGUACGAAACAGAUAACUGAGAAAUAGUUCUUUUUUACCUCUCCUAUACUAUUGGUUAUGUAGUGUCUGAUAGAUUAAUGAGAAGCAAAAUAUCUUUGUUCAAAUAUGAGUUGUGUAUUCCCUGAUUUGAUCAGUGCCCAGUGCUGGCUUUUUAUAGGAAGAUUAACUGUUACCUUAAGAUAACUGAUUUUUACUUCCAUUUUCUCUGUCUAGUUUUGGUGGCUAGAGGAGUUAAUGAUUCAUGUAAAGUGUUACGGUGUCUUGGAGGAAGACCAUUGCAGAGCUCAGCAAAGCUACCCUAACUUCUCUUUAUUGGUCAAAACCAACGCUUAGGGAGGAUUGUUGAAUGUGCCUGAUCAUUUGUAAUUAAGUAUUUACAUUAUUAGCGAAUUCAUUACAACUUUUCCUCCUAAACAACAGAAAUAUGAAAUCCCAUAAAACAAUUCACAUUAUCUCUCACCAACCUUACCCCUCACUGGAGCAUUAGUAAAAGACUGCUUUUGUUUGUAUUUGUGCUUUUAUUUUCCACUGCUGUACACAGCCAGUUUUUCAUGGCCGCUUCCUCAUAUUUUCAUUUGGUCUGUAAGGUAGAUGCUAAAUGACUUUUUCUUACACAUUGCUUUGUUAUAUAAUGAUUGUAUUUUUAGAUUGUUUUGAAUUUGAAAAUACAUGAUAUAUAAGUGAUGCACAGGACAAAUUGCUGAGUUCAGGUAACAUUUUUCUACUUGACUAAUAGAUGACUGUUAGCAUCAACACCUGACUAUAAUCGCUGUGCUUGUUUUGGUGCAAACAGUUAGAUAUAUUUUAAUAAGAACUUCAGGAUAUAAAAUGAAGAGGGUUUAGAAUCUAAAUAUUGGUUAUAUGUUAUUCCAUUUGGUAACUCCUAUAGCUGUUAUUGGACCUUUCCUAUAACAACGUUUGGAACUGAAGUAACUAUGCUGAGUGUUCCUACUACAUACUUCUGACAAUUUUGCUUUUUUAUUUUGAGUAGCUGAGAAGGCGUAACUAGUUCCGAUAGCUUGCCAAAAACACACAAUUAUCUUCUGUGUAAGUAAACAAGUCCUCCAGCUGGAUUAAUUUUAACGCCUGCAGCCCACAGAUGACUGUAAAAUAAGAAUGUUUAUUUCCUGUGGUCUUGGUUUACUAAAUGUAGAAAACUGCAUUUUGAGGGAGAGAAAAUAGGAAAUAAUUUCAGGUUAAACAGCACCUGAAACUUGAGAAUUCUGUAUUUGUUCUUUUGUGAGAGAGAAUGUCCAAUUUUAAGCACCAAUACAUUUUUGUAGCAGCAUAGAAAGAAUACUACAGCAGUGCUUAAAGU